AUGUCCUCUUGUGUGGCAAAAUCAAAAGGAAAAAACCCCUACGCAGCUGUUAAAGUAGACCCAGACAGUGAUUACAUCACACCAGGUACUCUUGACCUGGAGCAGCUCUUCUGGACUGGCACCAGUGUUGAAUACGCACACGUCAACCAAGUCUGGCCUAAUGUGUUCAUCGGUGAUGAGAAGACCGCUUUGGAGCGACCUGGUCUAAAGGAACUCGGUGUUACGCAUGUGCUGAAUGCUGCAGAAGGGAAGUACAAUAACGUGCUGACCGGUGCAGUUUACUACUCUGACUCGGACAUCCAAUAUUUUGGGGUGGAGGCUGACGAUAAACCCACAUUUGACAUCUCCCAGUUCUUUUGGCGGACCACAGAGUUCAUCAGAGAGGCCUUGAGCCACCCUCAGAACAAGGUGCUCGUACACUGUGUGAUGGGUCGCAGCCGUUCAGCGUCACUGGUCUUAGCCUACCUGAUGAUGGAAGAAGGCCUAACCGUGGUGGACGCCAUCGAGCACGUACGACAUCGUCGUUGCGUCCUGCCCAACCAUGGUUUCCUCAAGCAGCUCAGAGCUCUGGACAUUGCACUGCAAGAGGAGAAGCUGAGACAAAAACAACAAAAGAUGCUAGAUCAACAGUCAUGA
This is a messenger RNA of Nerophis lumbriciformis (worm pipefish), 636 nucleotides long. Lineage: Eukaryota; Metazoa; Chordata; Actinopteri; Syngnathiformes; Syngnathidae. The record is from RefSeq and is a predicted model, not a curated record.